AUGGGAAGCGAUAAGCUUGCCAAAACCAUUUUUGAUAUGUUUGACUGGGCAUCCGGUGGUCGAAGUGCUGUCAAGAAAAGAAGCUACCGCGAUUCGGUGGUUCAGUGCAAAUGUUUAAAACAAGGACAGAUAUUUUCGGCGAACGCCAUGGAAAUGCCAGAGCAUUUCGUGGCGGCCGUUUUGUUUUAUUCAUAUCGAUCGGUUCCAGGGAGUCGAAUGGGAACUCUUGAGAUUCUCAAAAAGAAACGAAACAAAUCAACGCGAUUCAUUUUCGCGAAACUUUCAGAAGCGCAUUAA
Molecule: messenger RNA, 297 nt
Organism: Caenorhabditis bovis
Lineage: Eukaryota; Metazoa; Nematoda; Chromadorea; Rhabditida; Rhabditidae
Source: the annotation of a GenBank genome assembly